AUGUAUGAAGUGUGUGACGUUAAAACGGUAUCCAACUACCUGCCGUCCAUCAGCUCCUCCGUCGCCCACGUGCCGGAGCGCUACAUUUGGCGUGUCUGCAUCGGGCUGCACUCGGCGCCGCGGUACCUGAUGUCCUUCGCGUACUUCAGCUUCUACCGUGGGCGCUUUAGUGGUCGGGAGCGGCUGCUGAGCGGGCUGGCGCUCCUCUGCGGCCUCGCCGAGAACACCGGCCUGCUGCUGCUCACAUACGUGUCGUCCAAAGAAAACCACCGUUACCAUGACAAUGGGUUCAGAGUGUUCACAGGGAGCUCGCUGGUGCACAUGCUCAUUACGUGCCGGCUGUGGUACGUGAUCAAGAGGAGCUUCGAGAGCGCAGAGGAGGACGCAUCCUAUCGCUGGAAGCUGCGUCUCUUCGUUUUAAACGCCACCUGUUGUUUGGCUUCCUACUUACUCUACGAACGCCACAACGACCGCUGUGAACCUGGAGGUAAGUCUCGGUCACGUUGAUAAACGGGUUCAGAGGGACUUCUGUCUGGAGGAGGUGCUGGUUCCAGUCUUUGAGACCAGAGACGUCCUCAGCCUCCCUGAGAACGUCUCUGUCAGACCUGCUGCUCUGUUAGUUUGGGGCUUGUUAGGCCUUAGCUGGGUUCCUCAGGGUGUCCUGUGGGUGGUGCAUCAGCAGUAUGAUGGGUAUCAGUUGAUACAACAGCAGCGAGUGCUUGCUUUGUAUUCCUGGUGUGUGUUGGACUCUCGCCUGCCUCUUUGCUCUCUACCCUCUCUGUCUUGGCUUCUGGAUUUCGGCAUACUGCUCUUUAUUUUCUUCAUAUUACGCUCAUCGGGUGGCUGUGCAUUAUUAACACAUGACCGGUAAACACUCCUAGACCUCAGUCUCUCCUGUUCACAUCGCUUCGAUCGAUGCCGCCCCACUACAACCAGACUCCCCCACUGGCCUCCCUGCCUACCCCCUUUCAUCCUGUAUAAACUGCUUGGCCACCGGUGGCUUUGCUCCGCCUCACAGCAAGCUUACCCAGCGCCUCCAGCGGCAUGCCUCCCUGCUCGGACCUGGAUCGCCUCGUACAGACGUGGUGUCACA
Messenger RNA from Neolamprologus brichardi, 1093 nucleotides. NCBI's taxonomy places the organism in Eukaryota, Metazoa, Chordata, Actinopteri, Cichliformes, Cichlidae. The record is from RefSeq and is a predicted model, not a curated record.